AUGACUCGUCCAAAGGAUCUCUCAAGCAGGCCCAAGUUCUCCACCAUUGAGGACGACACUCUCCUCAGAAAGAAAAAGGAAAAGGGAUUAGAGAGUGAAACUGAUGAUUCUGGAAUUGUGAAGCCUAAUGAUGUACAUGAGGAGAGGCGUCUGGCUACACUAGAUAUUUUUGCUGGUUGUGGUGGCAUGACUUGGGGACUGGAGCAGGCAGGUGUAACUGAAACAAAGUGGACAAUCGAGUAUGAAGAGCCAGCUGGGCAGGCAUUUAAGCAAAACCAUCCAGUAAACUGUAAUGUGAUUCUUAGGGCCAUAAUGGAGAAAUGUGGAGACCAAGAUGAGUGUGUCUAUACUACAGAGGCAAAUGAUCUGGCAGCUAAACUCAAUGAGGAUCAAAAGAAGGCAGGUGCAUAUGGAGUUUCCCAAUCUCGCAAAAGAGCUUUUAUUUGGGCAGCUGCACCUGAUGAAGUUCUUCCGGAAUGGCCUCAACCUAUGCAUGUCUUUGCUACUCCCAAGCUGAACAUCUCUCUCUCCAAAGGUUUGCGCUAUGCUGCUGUUCCUAGUACUCGAUUUGGUGCUCCUUUCCGCCCAAUCACUGUGAGAGACACCAUUGGUGAUCUUCCACCAGUUGAAAACGGAGAAUCGGAGACCAAAAGACAGUUGCUAUUCAAUAUCAAGGCCAACUUCUCCACCACUAAGGAAGACACUCUUUUGAGAAAUAAAAAGGGGAAAGGAUUAGAGAGUGAAACUGAUUCUGGAAUUGUCAAGCCUAAUGAUGUACAUGAGGAGACGCGUCUGGCUACACUUGAUAUUUGGUUGUGGCAACUUCCCAACUUCCAUCAAAGAUCCUCAGCCAUCGGGUUAUGUCCAAGCCUAGGGAACAUCAUAUGA
Microthlaspi erraticum is the source of this 888-nucleotide messenger RNA. The record is from the annotation of a GenBank genome assembly. Lineage: Eukaryota; Viridiplantae; Streptophyta; Magnoliopsida; Brassicales; Brassicaceae.